AAAGGCCGGCGCACUGCGCAUGCGGAAAGAUGGCGGGCUCGGGAACCUGAGCGCCUCUGCGGUCACCCUGGUCCUCUCUGCGCCUACCCUGAUCCCCUCUGCGCCUGAGCUCAACGCUGGGCGAGUGGGACCGCGGCGCUUCGUGGGUGGAGCCGCAGUGCUCCGUGGGUGGAGCGGGCGGCCCGGACGGCUCUGAAGGGGCCGGGAACGCGCGCGCCAAGCCUCCCGGGAAGGCGGGAGGGCGCGUGGGGCGCGAGGGGCGCGGGACAGCAUGAGUCAGCAGCGAACGGCGCGGAGACUGCCCAGCCUGCUGGUGGACCCGGCGCAGGAAACGGUGCGCCGGCGCUGCCGGGACCCCAUCAACGUGGAGAACCUACUGCCUUCAAAAAUAAGGAUUAAUCUAGAAGAAAAUGUCCAAUAUGUGUCCAUGAGAAGGUCAUGGGAGCACGCAGAGGAAACCUUGCUGUGGUGGCUGAAACCGAGGCUAGAAGCUCUGAAAGUGAAGAGGCCCCGGUUUGAUGUGUCGCUGGUAUACUUAACUCGAAAGUUUAUGGAUCUUGUCAGAUCUGCCCCUGGAGGCAUUCUUGACUUAAACAAGGUUGCCACAAAACUGGGCGUCCGGAAGAGGCGAGUGUAUGACAUCACCAAUGUCUUGGAUGGCAUCGAACUGGUGGAAAAGAAAUCCAAGAACCACAUUCGGUGGAUAGGAUCGGACCUGAACAACUUUGGGGCUGCACCCCAGCAGAAGAAGCUGCAGGCUGAGCUCUCUGACCUGUCGGCAAUGGAAGAUGCCUUGGACGAGUUGAUUAAAGACUGUGCUCAGCAGUUGUUGGAGUUAACAGAUGACAAAGAAAAUGAAAGACUAGCGUAUGUAACCUAUCAGGAUAUCCACGGCAUUCAAGCUUUCCACGAACAGAUUGUCAUUGCGGUGAAGGCUCCAGAGGAAACCAGACUGGAUGUUCCGGCUCCCAGAGAAGAUUCUAUCACAGUACAUAUCAGGAGCACCAAGGGACCCAUUGAUGUGUAUUUGUGUGAAGUAGAACAGAACCACUCAAAUGGUAAGACAGCUGAUGGAACAGGAGCCUCUCCGUGUAAAAGCAGCCAUCCACAGUGCCCAGAGAAAGAAGACAAGCCUCCUCAGCGAGUAAAGAACUUCUCAGUGAGCGGCUGAUAGCAAUGCAGAGUAACAAAGGUCUUUGGAGCAUCCCGAGUGGGUGAAUCAUGUGCUCCGUCCCGCGUGGAUGAAUCCUUUGCCCCACCGUUCGAUCCUCAGCAAUAAGUCUCCUCGGAGUGUUCCCAUGCUCCUAUUCUAGACUUGUAGCAGCACUGAAGGCCAGUGGUGUUCUCCCGAGUAGCCACCAGCGUAGGUCCUUGGAUGGGUUGGUUCCCCAUUCAGAAUCAGCUCUUUCGAUAAUUCCUCACUGCCUUUUGUCAGUGAAAUAGGCCUCUGGCCUCCUGAAAUCGUUCUAUCACAAAGGCCAGCACAAGGACAGACAGCUGGUCGAGGACUGUGCCCUGCCCCAAUGGAUAGCGUUUGCUUCACAGAAGAAUUGCCUUACACUGGUUCACAUUUGCAGUUAGGUGUUGUACACUGGUGAGGUGUACACACAGGGCCAAAUGUGACGCCUUUGUAUAUAUUUGUAUCAUGUUUAGAUUGCUUAUGAAGUAUGUCUGAGUGACACUUAUACUCUAAAACGCCCAAAAUAAUGUAUGUAGGGAAAAUGACAGAACUCUAGUUCCUCAGUUCCCGUAACUUAUUAGAACCCUCUGGGUGGGGAUAAGAGGAGUUUUCUAAAGUUUUACAUGUAGAAGUUUCACAGAUGCCUGUACAUUUAGGUUCAUAUACUUAAAGUAUUUUAAUACGGUCCCCAGUGCUACAAUUGAAGCCACAUACUUCUUGAUUAUAAGCUACCUACAGAGUCAUCAUAUCCCAGUAGAUUGGUGGCAUGCCUCAAAGCAUUGUGGGAAAGUACAGAAUUCCAUCUGGCAACAGAUCAGUUCACUACAAUGUGAAUUUGGUCCUGGUGAAAUUGAAAGCAUUAUUACGCUUUUCGUGAGCAGGUUUUAUAAUGUGUUUCUGUGUGUAGCCUUGCUCCUCAGUCAGAGGGCCUUACCUCCCGUGCAUUGUACCUGCUCUGGCUCCCAGCCUGCCUUCCCAAUCACCUAGCGCUCUCUACCUCAGUGGGUAAGUCAUUUACCUCUCUGUGCCUCAAUCGACUCAGUAAUUUACCACUAGACUGUGAGCUCCACGAGAGACAUGUGUCCAUAGUCACUCUCAGCGCCUUGCACCACGCCUAGUCCAAAACAAGUGCCCAGUGAAUGCCUAGCAAACUCGUGAGUGGGUAAGUGCCCCGUGGGGCCGAUGGAACCCAGAUUGUUGUUGUACAGGAGUCUGGGAAGCAUCAUUAGUGCGUUAAACCUCCUUGCUUUUCAAAAGAUUUGAAGCAGCUUGAAAUAACAAUCAUGUAUACAAAGUAGGGAUCCAAAAUUAAAGUAUUAAAAAAUA
Messenger RNA from Apodemus sylvaticus (European woodmouse), 2506 nucleotides. It is a transcript of the gene E2f6, whose product is annotated as E2F transcription factor 6. NCBI's taxonomy places the organism in Eukaryota, Metazoa, Chordata, Mammalia, Rodentia, Muridae. Bases 272 to 1171 code for a protein of 299 amino acids. Gene Ontology annotation, molecular function: protein dimerization activity; RNA polymerase II cis-regulatory region sequence-specific DNA binding; DNA-binding transcription factor activity, RNA polymerase II-specific. The transcript is spliced from 8 exons. Gene Ontology annotation, biological process: regulation of transcription by RNA polymerase II. Gene Ontology annotation, cellular component: RNA polymerase II transcription regulator complex. The record is from RefSeq and is a predicted model, not a curated record.